Molecule: messenger RNA, 2162 nt
Organism: Glycine soja
Lineage: Eukaryota; Viridiplantae; Streptophyta; Magnoliopsida; Fabales; Fabaceae
Exons: 4
Coding region: 143-1852 (569 amino acids)
Source: RefSeq, a predicted model, not a curated record
AAAGUUGAUGUCAUUUUCACUUCUCAGUCCUCACACUCGCAGCACCAAAACCAUUUUGCACUCACAAGAACCCAACCCCAACUCCAACAAAAAACAACACAACUAGAAUCUCUCUCUCUCUCUGCAUUCUCUUCUCUUCCUCAUGGCGUCCCUGACCCCGGGCGUCCUCUCGAAGCUCCUGGACAACGCGGGUUCCAAGGUAACCGCCGCUCACCGGCAGGCCCUCCUGCAGGUGACGGAGAUCGUGCCGCGCCUCUCCUCAACCUCCCCAUUACAGAGCCGCGGCUACUUUUUAAAACUCUCGGACUCCCUCCACUCCGCCUACGUCUCCGUCCCCGACGCCGACGCCGACCUCAUCUGCGCCGGCAAGCUCCACCUCGGCCAGUUCGUCUACGUCACACGCCUCGACGCCGCCUCCCCCGUCCCCCUUGUCCGCGGCCUCAACGUGCUCCCCCGCCGGAGGCCCUGCGUCGGGAACCCUACUGAGUUGGUUCCCAGCGAGAGGCUUUGCGUCGCCACUCCGAAGAAAAAGAAGAGAGAAGAGGUUGUUAAGAAGGAGAAGGGGUUGGAGAUGAUGAGGAGGUUGAGUUUGGAUUCUUCUAGAAGGGUUUGGGAUCAGAGUCCGGUUGCAAAACGGAAAACCGCUUCUGCGAGUUCGCUUUCGAACAAUCUUAAGGCCAAGAAGUCUAACUCUAACCCCACUUCGCUUAACGUGAUAGACAAGAAGGUUGUUUCUGUCAAACCUGAUUCUCCACUAAAAUCUCCAACAUCAAGUGUCUCACCCUUGAAGAAUAAAAACGAGAACCUGUGUCCAAAAUCAUUGACAAUCACACCUCCGAGGAAGAGUACUAGUACUAGUACUAGGUCACCCUGUGGUGGCACUGUUCAUAGCCCACUUGUUAAGGUCCCCCUCAAUUUCAAGACUUGGUGUUAUGAUACUCCUGCAUGUUGGGAAGAUGUCUCACUCCCCAUGUGUGAUCUUGGAAAGCAAGUUGUGACUCAUAGAACUGUUGCCUUUUUAGCGGCUGUGCGGUCUCUUGAAGAAGCAUCUGCUACAGAUUCUGUGAUCCAAUGCAUGUGCAUGUAUGCAGAACUUUGCCAGUCUGGUCAAACACAUUCUCCUGGAUCACUUGUGAAGCAGUUUUUGGAGCUUCACCUGAGUUUGCAGAGAGUAACAGUGCUGUUUGAUUCGUUACUCAACCCACUUCCUGAAACAAAGUCAAGCAGCCACUCUACCCUACAGUGUCUAACAGAAGAUGCAUGCAAAGUUCCCACCCGAAAGAAUGCUAUAUCUUGGGUACAAGCUGCCGUAGGUACCAAUCUUUCCAAAUUCAAUCUAUUUGAAACACAGGCGAAAAGUGAGGUUCUAAAUGGUGAGAAAUGUCAUUAUGUUGUCAUUGAGAAUACUCCCGAGGACAUCAAUACUGAGACUUCACCUGCUCAAAACAAGCAAAAUCGUGUAACUCAAGCAAACCACUUGCCAAAUUCAACUGCUAAAAGACUUCCUUCUUCAAAGCGGAAUCUCUUGGCAGCAAAGAACAAGGAUGCUGACAAACAUGAUCGAUCAAAAGAAAUCAAAUUAAAAGAGGCUGCGAGUUUGGCAGAAAAACUGCUUGAGGCAUCUAGCGAAUGGUUCCUGAAGUACUUGGAGGAGUCUCUGAGUAAUGAGUUCGGGUUGAAAAAUGAAGGGAACACUGAAAUUGCAAGUCUUCUUGGACAACUCAAACAGGUGAAUCACUGGUUAGAUAAUUUGGCUGGUGGAGAUAAGGUUGAUCACCGGGUAGAGAAGCUAAGGAAAAAUUUGUACCGGUUUCUACUUGAGCAUGUUAAUUCUGCCGUUACUUCUAAUUAGAGUAAAUGUAGAAGAACUACGAGAGCUAACAAUUGACAAAAUGGAGAAUACUAUCCUCAAAUGACUGUGCAUUGGACAGCUGACAGUGGUAUUACAGUGAAUAUUUAAAGUUUAAACAGAUCGAUUUGGUCUUGGUGUAACCACUUAACUUAGGAUCUUACAUGUACCUUGUAUAAUUUAGUCUUUGUCACUGAAUGAAGUUAUGCCCAAGAUUUUUACAUUUUGAGCUGUAUUCUAAUGAUAUGGACAUGUUAUUAUUGACAGUAAAUUUUGGUUUAUAUUCAUUUUGGAUUAACCUUGAGAGUUCCCA